AUGGGGUAUUACCCCUGCCUGCUGCCGGUUGUUUCAGAGCCCUGUGAGAAUGCUGUGCCACUCAGGUUUAACUGGAGUGAGCUGACCCCUCUGGGGCUGUGGGGGAGGACCCUGGGCCUGCAGACAGAGAACUCCCAGUUCCUGCUGGAAGGGAUGCCCUUCCGCAUUUUCGGGGGCUCCAUGCACUACUUCCGAGUGCCCCGCGAGUACUGGGAGGAUCGGAUGCUCAAAAUGAGAGCCUGUGGCCUCAACACCCUCACCACGUACGUGCCGUGGAACUUGCACGAAAAGGAAAGAGGCAAGUUUGACUUCAGUAAAAACCUGGACCUAAGGGCCUUCCUUUCCCUGGCAGCUAAAAAUGGCCUGUGGGUGAUUCUGCGCCCUGGACCUUACAUCUGCUCAGAGUGGGACCUCGGGGGUCUGCCCAGCUGGCUGCUGCAGGACCCUGAGAUGCAGCUGAGGACGACGUACAAGGGCUUCACAGAAGCUGUGGACGCCUACUUUGACCGCCUGAUGCGCGUUGUUGUCCCUCUGCAGUACAAGAAAGGCGGUCCCAUCAUUGUAGUACAGGUGGAGAAUGAAUAUGGUUCCUAUGCCAAAGACCCAAACUACAUGACCUAUGUCAAAAUGGCCCUGUUAAACAGAGGGAUUGUGGAGCUGCUGAUGACCUCAGACAACAAGAAUGGGCUGUCCUUUGGCUUGGUGGAAGGAGCACUGGCCACUGUUAACUUUCAGAAGCUGGAGCCUGGGCUGCUGAAAUACCUGGACACAGUACAGAAAGACCAGCCUAAGAUGGUGAUGGAGUACUGGACGGGGUGGUUUGAUAACUGGGGAGGCCCUCACUAUGUCUUUGAUGCAGAUGAGAUGGUGAAUACUGUAGCAAGCAUCCUCAAAACAGGAGCAUCCAUCAACCUCUACAUGUUCCACGGAGGCACCAACUUUGGUUUCAUGAGCGGGGCGUUGGAAGCUGAUGAGUACAAGUCAGAUGUCACCAGUUAUGAUUAUGAUGCUGUGCUGACAGAGGCUGGGGACUACACAUCCAAAUUCUUCAAGCUGAGACAACUCUUCAGCAUGGUCAUUGGCCAGCCUCUUCCUCUGCCUCCCAUGAUUGAGAGCAAGGCCUCCUAUGGUGCCAUCCUCUUGCACCAGUACAUCUCUCUCUGGGAUGUGCUGCCAGCACUUCUGCAGCCCAUUAAGUCAGAAUUCCCUGUGAACAUGGAGAAUCUGCAUCUGAACGACAGCAUUGGGCAGCCCUAUGGAUAUGUGCUCUAUGAGACUGUCAUUUUUGGGGGGGGACACCUGCACACCAGGGACCACGUCCGGGACCGGGCACAGGUGUUUGUUAACACCAUGUAUGUGGGGGAGCUGGACUACAACACAGUGGAGCUCUCCAUUCCUGAGGGACAGGUGUUUGUUAACACAUGCUUAAUUGGUGACGUCUUCUUGAAUAAAACCCCCUUGAGGAACUUCAAGAUUUACAGUUUGGAGAUGAAACCUGCCUUCAUGAAAAGCUUGCAGCACGUGUCUGGCUGGAGCACGGUCCCGGAUUAUUUCGUGGGGCCGGCGUUCUUCCGCGGGAGGCUGUGGAUAGAGCAGCAGCCACAAGACACCUUCUUGAAGCUGCAGGGCUGGGAGAAAGGAGUGGUGUUUGUCAAUGGUCAGAACCUGGGAAGAUACUGGAAGAUUGGACCUCAGGAAACUCUUUACCUUCCUGGGCCCUGGCUAAGGAGAGGGGGCAAUGAGAUUGUGAUCUUCGAGGAGCGCACGGCGGGCCGGAUCAUCCAGUCCGUGGACAUCCCUUACCUAGGACGGACCCAGUACGUGGACUGAGAGCUGCUGUCCCACGUUUGGCUCACCCUGAGCACUCCUGCUUGGCUCAGCGCUCGGGCAUGCUAACCUCCACUCCAGCCUGGGGAAGGAUUUGCCCUCUGGCAGUGAGGUCAGAGGAGAGGACAGCGAGGAAGCAGCGCCCUUGUUCCAUGGAUGGAUGGAUGGAUGGAUGAUGCGGCUCAUCCCCUGCCCUGCUGAGGCCCCCAGCCCCGAUGGCUGCGCAUGUUCUGCACCAUCUGGUGGAUGUGGGGGAAUAAAAAGGUGCUGGAGGCAGGUGAGAGAGAGAGAGAGAAAGAACUGAAGCCAUCUGAACCAGAAGCUGAGCUCAGCUUUCCAAGGACUUUCAAAAUGUGCUAACGUUGGCCUCCUCGUUUUUAUAAUUAGGUAGGGAGAAAAUAGUUGGUGCACAUGUGAGUAAUCAGGUGUGGAAAACCAUUUGGUGUGCUUUGAGGCAGAUUUUAGCAAGUCUCUCUGCAAAAAGGCCAUUAUGUGUUCCUUUGUUGGAAGGCAAGGUGGUUGUCAAAUGACUUUUAAUUUCAGCUUUUUUUUCCCACUAAGUUUUAUUACGGAGGUCGUCUCUCUCUCAAAAGGGAAAAAAAAGAAAAAAUUUAAAAAGUGA
Molecule: messenger RNA, 2449 nt
Organism: Onychostruthus taczanowskii (white-rumped snowfinch)
Lineage: Eukaryota; Metazoa; Chordata; Aves; Passeriformes; Passeridae
Product: beta-galactosidase-1-like protein 2
Exons: 20
Coding region: 1-1830 (609 amino acids)
Biological process (GO): carbohydrate metabolic process
Cellular component (GO): vacuole
Molecular function (GO): beta-galactosidase activity
Source: RefSeq, a predicted model, not a curated record